AUGGCCAACGUCUUGUACAAAUGGCUAGAAGCAGAUCUCCAUGGCAAGAGCUCAGAUACUGCAGACAAAACCUCAGGAGAGAAUUUCGACCAGAGUCCGUUAAGAAGAACCUUCAAGUCCAAAGUUUUGGCCCAUUAUCCUCAGAACAUCGAGUGGAACCCCUUCGACCAGGAUGCUGUCAACAUGCUGUGUAUGCCCAAAGGGCUGUCCUUCAGGACGCAGGCAGAUAACAGAGAUCCACAGCUCCAUUCGUUCAUCAUCACCAGAGAAGAUGGCUCCCGUACCUAUGGGUUUGUGCUCACAUUCUACGAGGAGGUCACAAGCAAGCAGAUCUGCACAGCCAUGCAAACGCUCUACCAGAUGCACAAUGCAGAGCAAUACAGCAGCGUUUGCGCCUCCUCCUCGUGCAGCAUGGACUCCCUGGCCAGCAGCAUCGACGAGGGCGAUGCCACUUCCCUCGCCAAGCUCCAGCGCUACAACUCCUACGACAUCAGCAGAGAUACUCUGUAUGUCUCCAAAUGCAUAUGCCUCAUCACCCCUCUGCCCUUCAUGCAAGCCUGCAAGAAGUUCCUGAUCCAGCUCUAUAAGGCGGUGACAUCCCAGCAGCCGCCGCCUCUGCCCCUGGAGAGCUACAUCCACAACAUCCUCUAUGAGGUGCCCCUGCCGCCCCCGGGGAGGUCGCUGAAGUUUUAUGGGGUUUACGAGCCCAUCAUUUGCCAGAGACCUGGGCCCAACGAGCUGCCGCUCUCUGACUACCCACUGCGGGAGGUCUUUGAGCUGCUGGGCCUGGAGAACCUGGUCCAGGUUUUCACGUGCGUUCUUCUGGAGAUGCAGAUCCUUCUGUACUCACAAGAUUACCAGCGUCUGAUGACGGUGGCGGAGGGGAUCACGACGCUGCUCUUCCCAUUUCAGUGGCAGCACGUGUAUGUCCCCAUCCUUCCUGCCUCUCUCCUGCAUUUUCUGGACGCUCCCGUUCCCUACCUGAUGGGGCUGCAGUCCAAGGAGGGAACCGACCGCUCCAAGCUGGAGCUGCCUCAGGAGGCAAACUUGUGCUUUGUGGACAUCGAUAACCAUUUCAUCGAACUGCCAGAGGAAUUCCCCCAGUUCCCCAACAAGCUGGAGUUUAUCCAGGAAAUCUCUGAAGUUCUCCUGCAGUUUGGGAUCCCGCCGGAGGGUAACCUGCACUGCAGCGACAGUGCCACCAAACUCAAGAACCUGGUUCUUAGUGACUUGGUGAAUGACAAGAAUGGGAACAUCCCCGGCAAUGCCCUCAACAUGUAUGAGUUGCUGAAAGGCAACGAGACGAUCGCCCGUCUGCAAGCCCUCGCCAAGAGAACGGGCGUGACGAUGGAAAAAAUGACCAUCACUGCUCCCCUCGUGGACAAGGAGAAGGAUGGCAAAUUGCCGUGUGAGGAGAUGGAGCUGAGGGACUACAAACUGAAUGUGCAGCUCCGCGAGGUUUUCGCCAACCGCUUCACACAGAUGUUUGCAGACUACGAGGCUUUCGUCAUUCAGGCUGCCCCCGAUAUGGAGUCCUGGCUGACAAACAGGGAACAAAUGCAAAACUUUGACAAAGCUUCCUUCCUUUCGGACCAACCUGAGCCUUACCUCCCAUUCCUUUCACACUUCAUCGAAACACAGAUGUUUGCAACCUUCAUAGACAAUAAGAUAAUCUCCCAAUGGGAAGAGAAGGACCCUUUUCUGCGAGUUUUUGACUCCCGAAUUGAGAAAAUAAGGCUAUAUAACGUAAGGGCCCCUGCACUGCGGACAUCCAACUAUCAGAAAUGCAGCACUUUGAAAGAAGCAGGUCGACUGUCCAUUCAGCGUCUAGUUUUGGUAGAUAUUGUGGCACCGGAACCUCAUUUUCUGUCUUGUGAAAAGCAGCAAACUGAUACCCAGUCCAUCGAGCAGCGGCUGAUGAAGAUCGACCACACAGCCAUCCACCCGCACUUACUUGAUAUGAAGAUCGGCCAAGGGAAAUAUGAACAAGGAUUCUUCCCGAAGUUGCAGUCUGAUGUCUUGGCAACGGGACCUACCAAUAACAACCGCUGGGCCAGUCGCAGCACCACCACGCAGCGGAGGAAGGAUCGCCUGCGGCAGCACUCAGAGCACAUCGGGCUGGACAACGAUUUGAGGGAGCCAUCGGAGGAGCUUUUGCUUCGUCAGAACUCAAUGGCCUUCUGGGAGUGGGAUCAGGGACCACCCCCUCCUGCACGGCCUCCUAAAAAAUCCUUCUCUGAAUGCUGCCUGAAAUACAUGCAGGAGGCAAGGAGUUUAGGAAAAAAUUUACGGCAGCCCAAACUCUCAGACCUUUCUCCAGCUGUGAUUGCGCAGACCAAUUGGAAAUUUGUGGAAGGGUUACUGAAGGAAUGUCGCAUGAAGACUAAACGCAUGUUGGUAGAGAAGAUGGGCCAUGAAGCAGUUGAACUGGGACAUGGAGAAGCCAACAUAACAGGUCUGGAGGAAAAUACAUUGAUUGCUAGCCUCUGUGAUCUGUUAGAAAGAAUCUGGAGCCAUGGUCUGCAGGUCAAGCAGGGGAAAUCUGCUUUGUGGUCCCAUUUACUUCAGUACCAGGAGAGAGAAGAGAAGCAAGAGCAUAGCGCGGAGUCCCCAGUUGCUGUUGGAACAGAAAGACGAAAGUCUGAUACAGGAAUUACUCUGCCUACUUUGAGGGUUUCCCUGAUACAAGAUAUGAGGCAUGUUCAGAACAUGAGCGAGAUAAAGACUGAUGUGGGGCGAGCCCGAGCCUGGAUAAGGCUUUCUCUGGAGAAGAAGCUUUUGUCUCAGCACCUGAAGCAGCUGCUCUCCAACCAGGCACUUGCCAAGAAACUUUACAAGCGUUACGCUUUCCUGCGCUGUGAAGAAGAACGGGAACAGUUUCUGUAUCACCUGCUCUCGCUCAACGCUGUGGAUUACUUCUGCUUCACAAGCGUCUUCACCACAAUCAUGAUCCCUUAUAGGUCAGUGAUAAUUCCCAUCAAAAAACUAAGCAAUGCGAUAACCACAUCAAACCCGUGGAUUUGCGUAUCAGGAGAACUAGGAGAUACAGGCGUAAUGCAGAUUCCUAAAAACCACCUGGAAAUGACAUUUGAGUGCCAGAAUUUAGGGAAGCUGACGACCGUUCAGAUUGGUCAUGACAACUCAGGGCUACUAGCCAAGUGGCUGGUUGAUUGUGUCAUGGUCAGAAAUGAAAUAACAGGACACACGUACAAGUUUCCCUGCGGGCGAUGGCUGGGAAAGGGCGUUGACGAUGGCAGUUUGGAGCGAAUACUCAUUGGAGAGCUGGUGUCCUCCACGUCUGAUGAAGAGCUGGGAAAGCAGUGCCGUACCCCACCCCAGCAGAAAUCUCCUACCACGGCUCGGCGACUGAGCAUCACUUCCCUCACAGGGAAGAACACCAAGCCUAACGCGGGACAGAUCCAAGAAGGAAUCGGGGAAGCUGUGAACAAUAUUGUGAAACACUUUCACAAGCCUGAGAAAGAGAGAGGGAGCCUUACCAUUCUGUUGUGUGGAGAAAACGGUCUGGUCGCAGCCCUGGAGCAGGUCUUCCACCAUGGAUUCAAAUCAGCUCGCAUUUUUCAUAAGAAUGUCUUCAUCUGGGAUUUCAUAGAGAAAGCUGUUGCUUAUUUUGAAACCAGUGACCAGAUUGGAGACAACGAGGAGGCCCUUUUGCUUCAGAGAUCUUCAUGCAAAACCUUCUGUCAUUAUGUGAAUGCCAUCAAUACAGCUCCAAGGAACAUUGGAAAGGACGGCAAAUUCCAAAUUCUGGUUUGCCUGGGGACAAGGGACCACUUGCUCUCUCAGUGGAUCCCGUUGCUGGCAGAGUGCCCGCCCAUUACACGGAUGUAUGAGGAGAACGCUCUCCUACGGGACCGCAUGACUGUCAACUCCCUUAUCCGAGUCCUACAGACAUUGCAAGAUUUCAACAUCAUCCUAGAAGGAUCGCUCAUUAAAGGAGUGGAUGUUUAG
Molecule: messenger RNA, 3969 nt
Organism: Egretta garzetta (little egret)
Lineage: Eukaryota; Metazoa; Chordata; Aves; Pelecaniformes; Ardeidae
Gene: DENND5B
Product: DENN domain containing 5B
Exons: 24
Coding region: 1-3969 (1322 amino acids)
Molecular function (GO): guanyl-nucleotide exchange factor activity; small GTPase binding
Source: RefSeq, a predicted model, not a curated record